This is a messenger RNA of Saccoglossus kowalevskii, 4151 nucleotides long. Its product is annotated as THO complex subunit 2-like. Lineage: Eukaryota; Metazoa; Hemichordata; Enteropneusta; Harrimaniidae. Gene Ontology annotation, cellular component: THO complex part of transcription export complex. Gene Ontology annotation, molecular function: mRNA binding. The record is from RefSeq and is a predicted model, not a curated record. Gene Ontology annotation, biological process: mRNA processing; mRNA export from nucleus.
AUGAAACAUGAAGAUACAAACUUGUCACCAUGGUUACAAAGUCUUGCAAAUUUUUGUGGUGCUGUAUUCAGAAAAUAUAAUAUAGAGUUAUCGGGUUUGUUGCAGUAUGUUGCCAAUCAACUGAAAGCUGGUAAAAGUUUUGAUUUGUUAAUUUUAAAAGAAGUUGUACAGAAGAUGUCUGGUAUUGAAUCUACAGAGGAAAUCACAGUAGAUCAGUUGGAUGCAUUGGCUGGUGGUGAACUUUUACGAGCUGAGGGUGGGUAUUUCUCACAAGUCCGUAACACCAAGAAAUCCUCCCAGCGAUUGAAAGAUGCACUGUUAGAAAAUGACUUAGCAAUACCAAUAUGCCUUCUUAUGGCACAGCAGAGGAACUGUAUUGUUUUCAAAGAAGGUCAAGAGAAACAUUUAAAGCUUGUUGGCAAACUAUUUGACCAGUGUCAAGAUACCUUAGUGCAAUUUGGUGGUUUUCUUGCCACUCAGCUUGGUACAGAAGACUACACUAAAAAACUGCCACCACUUGGUGAAAUGGUGGAGAAAUAUCAUAUCACGGCAGAUGCCGCUUUCUACAUGUACAGACCAAUGUUUGCACACGCAAUUACGGCCAAGGUUGAUGAACUGAGAAAAGCUGAAAAGGGCAGUAAGCAAUCCUCAUCAAGUGGUCAGAAAUCUCAGCGCUAUGUACAAGCUGUUGAAAUUGUCAUGACACCAGUGAUUGAAUCUGUUAGAUCUUUACAUGUUACUAAAGUGUGGGACGAUAUCAGUCCACAGUUCUAUGUUACAUUCUGGUCACUGACGAUGUAUGAUUUGUAUGUGCCAAGCGGUAGUUAUGAAAAGGAGAUCAAUAAAAUAAAGUCACAGCUAUCAACACUAGAAGACAAUAGAGAUGUGGCACCCAGCAAGAAGAGAAAAGAGAAAGAGAAAUACAAUCUAUUGAUAGAUAAACUGAAAGAUGAAGAGAAAAAACAACAGGAGCAUUGUCAACGAGUGGUUGCAAGACUGAAAAAUGAAAAAGACAACUGGUUUCAAUCACGUAAGUAUACAACAUGUUCCACAAAGAAUGAGACUAUAACGCAGUUCUUACAGUUGUGUAUAUUUCCUCGAUGCUGUUUCACUGCCAGUGAUUCUGUGUACUGUGCUAAGUUUGUCCACACUGUUCAUGGUCUGAAAACGCCAAACUUCUCAACUCUAUUGUGCUAUGAUAGGAUGUUUUCCGAUAUAUCAUACAUUGUUGCCAGCUGUACUGAAAAUGAAGCCAGUCGUUAUGGUAGAUUUCUAUGUGCUAUGUUGGAAACUCUGAUGAGAUGGCAUAGUGAUAGACACAUAUAUGAGAAGGAAUGUGGUAACUAUCCUGGUUUUGUGACGAUUCUUCGUGCCUCGAAUACCGAUGCCAGUAGCAAAGCUGAUCAGUUGGACUAUGAAAACUUUCGACAUGUCUGUCACAAAUGGCAGUACAAGAUAACUAAGGCUGUUGUGAUAUGUCUAGAGUCUCAUGAAUAUGUACAGAUAAGAAAUACACUCAUAGUUUUAACUAAGAUUCUGCAAUACUAUCCAAUGGUACAGAAUCUAGGGCAGGCAUUGGAGCGGAGAGUUGAUAAAAUAAGACAGGAAGAGAAAGAUAAAAGAAAGGACAUCUUUGCUCUUGCUAUGGGAUAUUCUGGACAAUUGAAAAGUAGGAAAGGUAGCAUGAUACCAGAACACCAGUUUCAUCAGAAAGAAAAGGAAAACCAACCAAAGUCCACUACUCAGUCAAGUUCACAGCAGAAUGGUCCGGUAACUAAACCAGAUGCAGUGAGUCAGUCAUCAGGUACUGCUGCUGCUGUUUCAUCUCAUAGUACGGGUUCCAGUCUCAAUCCUGAAGCACGAUCCUUCACAUCCAAAACAGAUAAAACCAAGGAUGGAGCUGUGAAGUCAUCAUCAAGUGUCAGUACAUCUAGUAAAUCACAACCUAGUAAAGGCAAUAGUGCAGGAUCUGGAAAAACAUCUUACUCUAGUAGUGAGAGGAAAUCAACAGGCUCUACCAAGUUAAACACAAGCAUAAAAGAGGAUAGAACUGACAGUGAUAAAUCUCAGGGAAAGGAUGAGAAAGAAAAAGAUAGAAAGGAGAAAGAGCCAAAGCCAUCAAAAGAUGAUAAUCUACGGUAUAAAGAGGAGAAAAAUUCAAAAGAUGAUCGAGAUGAUGAUCGCAAAGAACAAGAAGAUGGUAGUAAAAAUCACAGCCGUCACAGAGAAAAAGAUCGGGAUGCGCGAGAUGGAAGUGCUACGUCUACGUCCAGUCACAGUUCCAGCAAAUCUUCAAGAAAACCUGAAUAUUCCCCAAGAAAAGAAGAGUCUGAGAGGGAUACUAAACGCCGUAAAGUGGAUGGGCAAAUGUCAUCACCUUUGUCUGCUGGAAAGGACAGACAAGAGAUUGUUAUCAGUCGUGACAAUAGUAAGAGUAACCAUAGUGACCAUAGCCAUGAUAGUCGGAGUAGAGAAAGAGAAAGGGGACGAAGUAAUGACAGGGAAAGAGACAGGGAUCGGGAAAAAGAGCGCAAAUCUGAAAAGAAGAGAGAAUACCAUGCUGAUGGAGAGAAAGAAACCCAUGAAGUUAAACGACGAAAGGAUGAUGAUAGAGCUUCUAGUAAAUCACGUCACAGUACUGAUGGGAAGGAGAAAGAGUCUGAAAAGAAUCGUGAACGGGAACGAGAAAAAGAGCACCACAGAGAUAAAGAGAGGGACAGAGGAAAAGACAGGGAAAGAGGAAAGUCUAAAGACAGGGAUCGGGAGAAAGACAAGGACAAAACCAAAGUGAAGAUUAUCAAGACAUCAAAAUCUAGUGGUAGUAAGAAGGAAUCCAAGGACAAGGAUGGCAGAGAUGAGAAAGAGUACAAGAAUAAAACAAAAGACCGAGAUUCUUCUCGUGAUAGAGAGGGUAAAACCCGUGAAGAUAAACACUCCAGCAGUUCACGGAAGAAAAGUCGAUGAAUGUAGUGUGAAAUGAUGUGUCCUGGUUUAACCAACAAUUGUAAAGUACAACAACCUUGAAGCUACCUGGAAAGCAACCCAACCCAGCGUGGAUCUCAGUUCACAGCAACCAAACCCAGCAACCAAACCCAGCAUGGAUCUCAAUUCACAGCAAACAAACCUUGGAUGGAGUGGCAAAUGAUCCAAUACUGUUAAUUUUUCUUGUUCUGCUUGCCACUUUUUACAAACUUUGUAAAGACUCAUUUCAUUGUCAACUUACAUUGUCAUCAACAUGCUUGGAACAUUCCUAUUAUAAUACAAUGAACCAUAUUUGCUCUCUUAGUAGAACACAUAAACCAAAAAUGUCGUUUAUUGCAUACUGGUUCAUUAAAAUAAGCACAAUCACUACUAAUAUGGCAAAUACAGUAGUUGUUCCAUAAGCCCUAAGAUAGUUCCAGUAAUUCACAGGGAAAUAUGGUUUUCUUAUUUAUUUAAUUAUUCAUUUUUUAUCACAAUGUCUGUGACACAGAGCAAUGUCUCUCACAAAUUACAGAAUUGCUUGCAAAUAGUAGCAUCCCAUAUUUGUAUAUGAAAAGUAUUAUCAGCCAGGCUUAUAUGGUGUAUUUUGUGCUACUUCAUCUACUUUGUUUCUUAUAUUUACAAGUUUGUACUUUGCUGACAAUUUCUAUGUUUUGUUCAUUACUAAGAAAAUAGCAGUAGACUGUGAAUAUUAUUUCAUCACUGAUUUGCAAAAAAUAUUGUGAACAGGGCUUUAAAUUAUUCACUGUUAUUUUUGUUUAGUUGCUUUCUAAUGUUUUAUAAGUUUGGAUCAGGGUCUUUGUACCAUUUUAACUGAACUUUUUGCCAUUGGUGACUCAGACUUGUAGAAGUCCAACUAUUUCAUCAUAUUGUUGUUCACUUCGCAUAUUGUGCGGAAUGAAUUAACCCAUUGAAUAUCCAUAAAAUUUUGGACACAUAGCUUAAGAAGUGUAAUAAUGUACAUUUUUUGUCCAAAAUUAACAGUUGAAAAUGAUUGCACAAAUUUUCAUAUUUUUGUACUAAUUUUUGUUUUGGGCGGGAAAAUGAAAAGUAAAAACAGCUUUAUUGCGAGGACUCUCUGUAAGGCAACUGUUCUUUUUUAAUCUUUAUGUACAGCAUUUUGGUGAGCUUUUAGGAACUUUUUUUAUGUUACAUUGAUAAACCAUAUA